This is a messenger RNA of Pan troglodytes (chimpanzee), 3206 nucleotides long. It is a transcript of the gene TBC1D22A, whose product is annotated as TBC1 domain family member 22A. The record is from RefSeq and is a predicted model, not a curated record. Lineage: Eukaryota; Metazoa; Chordata; Mammalia; Primates; Hominidae. Gene Ontology annotation, molecular function: GTPase activator activity. Gene Ontology annotation, biological process: activation of GTPase activity. Bases 1327 to 2739 code for a protein of 470 amino acids. The transcript has 13 exons.
GAGACAGAGUCUCGCUGUCGCCCAGGCUGGAGUGCAGUGGCGCGAUCUCGGCUCACUACAAGCUCUGCCUCCUGGGUUCACGCCAUUCUCCUGCCUCAGCUUCCCAAGUAGCUGGGAUUACAGGCACGUGCCACCACGCCCGGCUAAUUUUUUGUAUUUUUCAUAGAGACUGGGUUUCACUGUGUUAUCCAGGAUGGUCUCGAUCUCCUGACCUCGUGAUCCGCCCGCCUCGGCCUCCCGAUAAGACUGGGUUUCUGUGCUCCUGUGACAUGCUCUUGUAGGAAUCAUCAUAGAACAGUCAAAAUGCCAGUUGAAGUUUUGCUUUUGUGAGUAAACUGUAAGGGCCGGAAUAGUUUGGACGUGUUGUGCUUAUCUUGGCCUCCCCAGUGCCCUGUCCGAGAGUCAGUAUCGAAAAAAUGUUUGUCAAGUUUUGCUGAAAAAUCUUAGAAUAUAAAAGUGAACAUUUGGUGUAAUUAAUACGUUGUGCUACAGGCAUAGGAAUGGGAUACCGAAUAGAAACUGAGUGGGAAACUGAAAAAUGACCCAAUGUAAUAUUUUAACGUUAAAGAUGAUGUUCUCAAAGCAGUGGGUAAAAGGAGAGGUUACUGAAUAAAUGACAUUUGAACUCUUCUUUAUUUUUUUUUUAAAGUUUCCUACUAAACACUAUAUAGCAAAAUAAAAUAAAUUCUAGGUGGAUUGAAAACUUAAGGGUAGGAACGAGCCCUCUAGAAGGAUUGAACUAGCACACGGCAAUGUUUAUGCACUCUCAGAAGGGUCAGGCCUUUCCAAGUGUCGUCCCCAAAGUGGAAUCACGAGGAAAGGACACAAGAGUGGCUCAGCCUCCCAGACCAAGGAAAACAGAUUGGCCACUGCCAUUGUCUUUCUGUGACUGCUCUAGCAAAUCAUCACAAACUUACUGGCUUACAGCAAACAUGGUAUCCUAGAGUUCUAGAAUUUGCAAGUCUGAUGUGGGUCUCACUGGGCUAACACCAAGGUGUUGGCGGGGCUGGUUCCUUCUGGAAGCUCCAGGGGAGAGCGUUUUCCCUGCUCUCUCCAGCUCCAGGAAGCUGCCCACAUUCCUUGGCAUACAGCCCCCUUUCUCCACGUACAGAGUCAGCCAUGUUGCAUUUGUGUGACCUUCCGCGGUCUCUUCUGCUCUGACCACAGCCAGGAAGGUUCUCUGCUUUUGAGUACUCAUGAUUAGAUUGUGCCCAUCAGGAUUGCCCAGGAUGGUCUCCCACCUCAAGCAUCCAGCACGUGUAUGGUGCCCAGCACCCCCCCUUUGAUCCACUGUUACAUGGCACUUUGCUCAGGUCCACGGCCAAGAUGCCGGCCACACCAGUGAAGGCCAAGAGGGUCAGCACCUUCCAGGAGUUUGAGAGCAAUACCAGCGAUGCCUGGGACGCUGGGGAGGAUGGCGACGAGCUCCUGGCCAUGGCGGCGGAGAGCCUGAACUCCGAGGUGGUCAUGGAGACGGCCAGCCGUGUGCUGCGCAACCACAGCCAGCGGCAGGGGCGGCCCACGCUGCAGGAGGGGCCAGGGCUUCAGCAGAAGCCCAGGCCCGAGGCAGAGCCGCCCUCACCCCCUGGCGGCGACCUCCGGCUGGUGAAGUCAGUCAGUGAGAGCCACACGUCCUGUCCUGCAGAAAGUGCCAGCGAUGCCGCCCCUCUGCAGAGGUCCCAGUCUCUCCCACACUCGGCCACCGUCACGCUGGGUGGCACAUCUGACCCCAGCACCCUCAGCAGCUCAGCGCUGAGUGAAAGAGAGGCCUCCCGGCUCGACAAGUUCAAGCAGCUGCUUGCCGGCCCCAACACGGACCUUGAGGAAUUACGGAGGUUGAGCUGGUCCGGAAUCCCUAAGCCAGUGCGUCCAAUGACGUGGAAGCUCCUCUCAGGUUACCUUCCCGCCAAUGUAGACCGGAGACCAGCCACUCUCCAGAGAAAACAAAAAGAAUAUUUUGCAUUUAUUGAGCACUAUUACGAUUCUAGGAACGACGAAGUUCACCAGGACACAUACAGGCAGAUCCACAUAGACAUCCCUCGCAUGAGCCCUGAAGCGUUGAUCCUGCAGCCCAAGGUGAUGGAGAUUUUUGAAAGGAUCUUGUUCAUAUGGGCGAUCCGCCACCCAGCCAGUGGAUACGUUCAGGGGAUAAAUGAUCUCGUCACUCCUUUCUUUGUGGUCUUCAUUUGUGAAUACAUAGAGGCAGAGGAGGUGGACACGGUGGAUGUCUCCGGCGUGCCCGCAGAGGUGCUGCGCAACAUCGAGGCCGACACCUACUGGUGCAUGAGCAAGCUGCUGGAUGGCAUUCAGGACAACUACACCUUUGCCCAACCUGGGAUUCAAAUGAAAGUGAAAAUGUUAGAAGAACUCGUGAGCCGGAUUGAUGAGCAAGUGCACCGGCACCUGGACCAACACGAAGUGAGAUACCUGCAGUUUGCCUUCCGCUGGAUGAACAACCUGCUGAUGAGGGAGGUGCCCCUGCAUUGUACCAUCCGCCUGUGGGACACCUACCAGUCUGAACCGGACGGCUUUUCUCAUUUCCACUUGUAUGUGUGCGCUGCUUUUCUCGUGAGAUGGAGGAAGGAAAUACUAGAAGAAAAAGAUUUUCAAGAGCUGCUGCUCUUCCUCCAGAACCUGCCCACAGCCCACUGGGAUGAUGAGGACAUCAGCCUGUUGCUGGCCGAGGCCUACCGCCUCAAGUUUGCCUUCGCCGACGCCCCCAAUCACUACAAGAAAUGAGCCCAGGCCCACCCGCAGCUGGCCUCACUGUCUCGGGUGGCGCGCCCCACCUGCCUGGCUGGUGGUAGGCCCCUGUGAGCUGGUCCCGGGCUGCUAAAAGGCCUUGUGAGGUGGCCCCACCCUCCAGGGGAGCUGGUGAAGAUGGGCCCCAGACCUGGUCUAGGGCUGACAAAGACAGGGACAGCCUCUGUUUUCUGAGAUACCAAAGAGAGCCAGGGGAGCGCCCCGGCUUCGGCGGCCAGAGGCAGGUCAGGGGUCCCCUCUCCCUCUCCCUCUCCCUGUAGUGUCCUUGCCAAAUGACUGCCUCCUGCCGCCCCUAGUCCGGGGCAGCCUAGGAGGCCGACCCUCUUGGGAGUCCUGCUGUCUGGGUGCCAGGGCCGGAACGAGGUAGUGGCCAUCUCAUACCUACUCUGAAAUGCAAAACUUCUAUUCUGUUGAGUGAAAGAAUAAAAUGUAGACAAAAUCUA